Schistosoma turkestanicum is the source of this 1334-nucleotide messenger RNA. The record is from the annotation of a GenBank genome assembly. NCBI's taxonomy places the organism in Eukaryota, Metazoa, Platyhelminthes, Trematoda, Strigeidida, Schistosomatidae.
AUGAGUUACUCAGGAGUAUACAGUUGUACUGAUCAAUUUGGUUAUAUGAAUACCGCUCAAUGUAGUGAUGAUUCACCAAUAGAAGUAAAUGACAUUGUAUUCGGAAGUUCUGUCUUCAGUUCACCUAAUCCUGAAGGAGAUUUUAUCAUUGUGAAAUCCGAUGGUAUGCCUGUUUAUCAUUUAGCCAAUGUCAUUGAUGAUCAUUAUAUGGAAAUUAGUCAUGUUAUUCGAGGCUUUGAAUGGCUUAGUUCCACGCCUAAGCAUUUGAUGUUAUACAAAGCCCUAAAUUGGUUACCUCCGCAGUUUGCACAUCUUCCUCUGUUACUUUCCAGUUCAGGUGGUAAAUUGUCUAAACGCAGUCCAGAAUUUUCUCUUAUCGGUAGAGUCCAAAGUUUGCGUAAAGCUGGUUAUUUACCGUCUGCUAUCUUGAAUUGGCUAACAUCUACUGGAGGUGGUGCCUGUCAUGAUGAUUCGAGUGAAAACGGUGACUUCUCGCAUAAAUGGAGUCCUGAAUUAGAAUUUUCUGAAUUAGUUUCUCGAUUUAACUUAAGCCAUGUCAAUCGUCAUAACGCUCAUUUAUCAAUAGAUAUGUUAAAAAUAUGCGGUCAAUCACAUUUUGAUAAAGCUAUAAACAAUGCAUUGAAUUAUUGUAUCAUGCAUCAAAAACAAGAUAAUCAAGCUACUUAUUAUAAAACUCCACAAAUACUGAAGACAAUUGAUGAAUAUUUACAAUUAAAUGGAGAAAAUGUUUCCAUUCUUAAAAGUCAAUCUGCUCAAAAUGAUUUGGAUGUGUUACAACGAUUACAACUCUUAAAAUGUCGUGUUCAUUGUUUGAAUGACUUGGUCAACUCCGAUAAUGGUUUCUUGUUUAUGUGGAAGUCUCCAGAUUUGGUUACUUGUGGAGACAUCAUCAAUAGUAAUCCUAUCAACACACCUUUACAAGAUGUACUCAGAUUAUGUAGAUGUUUUGUUGAGGAGAUGAAUCAUAUUCUUCAAAACGAACGUGCAAAUGAUAACAUAAAAUUGACCCCCGAUAUUAUAACGACUUUCCUUCAGAAUAUCGGCGAACGUUCAGGAAUUAAACGCAAGGAUUUAUUGCGCCUAAUCAGAUUAGGCCUUACAGGAUUCGAGAUUGGGCCACCUGUGGUUGAAAUUAUUCAAUUGUUGUCCAUACCAGAAGCGACUAAUCGGAUAAACAAUCUACAUAAUUUUCUAUUACAAAAAGAUUCUACCUCUCAAUUACAAGAAGCUUUGUAAACUUGGAUAUAGUCAAUCUUGCUAUUUUUUUCUUAAUAUGUAUAUUUCAAUCGAUUUCUAAUUUAAAAUCAAUAAAA